UAUAUAUAUAAAUGAGGACAGAAGCCUGCUUUCUUCUUAGAUCCUACAGAGCUUCUUCAGACAGACUUGGAACUGAUGUGUUUUUGUAGCCACAGAGGAAUGAUUGCCAAGCUGCUCACCCAGGGGCUUCUGGCCUUUGAAGAGGUGGCCGUGUGUUUUACUGAGGAGGAAUGGGUGCUGCUGGAUCUGGGCCAGCGAGCCCUGUACCAGGAGGUCAUGGCGGAAAAUUACAGGAUCGUGGCCUCUCUGGUCCAGGAGCUGCAGCCGGGAGGAGUCAAUGCAGAGGGCCGGGAGGCAGGAGCAGCUCACAGACCUGAGCAGAAAAUGGAGCGAGAGGGGAAAAGCCACCCCAUUUCCCUGCUCCCCACUGAGAGGGGGCUAACGCCAGGGGCGGCUUGGCCAAAGGGGGCGCAGGGUCCGUUCACUGGGCCCAAGCAGGAGAGCCGGUGUUUCCUCCACUCCUUCAGGAUGGCAUUUUCUCCACCCUCCUUGGAAUUCAGCAUGAGGGAGUUCCAGAGAUUUUGGAAAGCCGUUGCUGGGGGAGAGGACGCCCUGCAGACCUGGAUCCACUUUGGUGGGGAGACUGCCCCCAGCUUUGCCAACGCUGUGAAGGUGAAGGAAGAGCUUGUGCCCGAGGAGGAGAGCCCAUGCAUGGAGACCCCGGGCAGGCUGGAAGAAAAAGUAAGGAGACCUCUGGCAGAUAUUAACUCCUCCACACCGAUGCAGGAAUCAUUGGGCAGAGUGAAGAUUCAACACUGGAUGGAGACCACACAAGAAGGUGACUUCUUGGGAAAGACAUAUCAGGGCCCAAGUUUAGGGACAGGAAGCUCAGCACUGGAAUUGGAGGAUGGUUUUUGGCUAGAAAGGCCCAAGGAGAUAAACCCCCAUGGGAUGCUAUUAGAAAGAGCCCGAGGGAAACUCAUCCAAGGCCCUGAUGUUGAGGAGAGUCUUGAAAUUAAGCAGGAGACGGACAGCUUGCCGGAGAGUAAGUCUGACUUAGCCUUGUUUUGUGAAGAGGUGUCUAUGAACGGACCUGUCAAGGCCUUCCAUGGAAGAGAUGUCAGUUCUGAGCUCUCUAUUGCUGAUUGUUCUAAGAAUCAGAAAGCCCCAGUGGAAGGUGAACAGACCUAUAAAUGCUGCUAUUGUGGGAGGUGUUUUGCUGAGAGCUUAGACUUGGUUGCCCACGAGAGAGCCCACAUAGGAGAGAAGAUAUAUAGGUGCUCCCACUGCGAGAAACAUUUCGCUCACCGAAUUGACCUUCUGACCCACAAGAGAAAUCACCAAGGGGAGAAGCCACACCAGUGCAAACUGGACUGUGCCAAAUGCCACAGGCAGAGGACUUUUCCAAGGAUACCACACAGAGCCCCAUCCGGGGAGCAGGCGUGCCAGUGCCCGGUUUGCGGGGAACAUUUCAGCUGGAAAUCAAACCUUAUCAGGCACCGGAGAAUCCAUACAGGAGAGAAACCCUAUCGGUGCGCCGAGUGCGGGAAAAGCUACACGCGAAAAACAGCCCUUGAUAGACAUAAAAGGACCCACGUGGGGGAGAAGCCCUGUGAGAUCAGCGCGCCGAGCAUGGGGCAAGCCUCAGUGUUGGUCCUCCUUGUAUGAAUCACAUGAGGUUGGCAAGACAUGUAUUGUGCUUUGUUAAACAUGGAAGGAACCUCAUCUGAAGCUGAAUAAAGUCUGGGUUCAGCAGUUA
Messenger RNA from Candoia aspera, 1699 nucleotides. RefSeq names its product zinc finger protein 135-like. Gene Ontology annotation, biological process: regulation of DNA-templated transcription. The transcript has 5 exons. The record is from RefSeq and is a predicted model, not a curated record. Lineage: Eukaryota; Metazoa; Chordata; Lepidosauria; Squamata; Candoiidae. Bases 76 to 1608 code for a protein of 510 amino acids.